ACAUGUGUCGCUGUUUUGAUUUUUUUCGUCUCGCGUCGAUGACGUCACCACCGGCGCCUUCACGCACUGACUGUUGUGUUCCGAGCUGAGGUACACAGUUCACGGAGCUUUGUAUGUUUUACACAAUGGAUAAAAGUCACAGUUUCUGAAAGCAAGGUUGCAACAUUUUACGCAGCUAUUUCUAUAUUGUUUUCAUUGUCGUUGCUGUUCGUCAUUUCAAGCUCAGCUGACUGAAACGGACAUUUAACAAAACACAUAACGACAUAAAAAGUGAAGAAAAGUUUGUUAAAAGGACACCGGCAACAUGGAUGGGCCAGAAUCCUGCAGAAUAAAACAUGAAGAUGCUGAAGAACUAAUAGACCUGAUGGAGGAGAACAGGGAGACUGAAGAACUGCUUGAAGCAGUAGAGAAACGUCAUGACACACAUGGAGAAAAAUACACGAGUCCCUCUUUCCAAAACAGACCUGAAGUACACUUCCCAUGCCCUCAGUGUGGAAAGAGUUUCUCAUGUGAACAAAGUCUCAAUUUUCACAUGAAGUUUCAUCGGGGAACAAAACCGUACGCGUGUGAUCAAUGCGAUAAGAUAUUCACACUAAAAACAAACCUUAAUGAACACAUGAAAAUCCACACUGCAGAGAUGCUGUACACAUGUGAUCAGUGCGGGAAGAGUUUUCUUCUUAAAGAACGCCUUAAUAAACACUUGAAAAUACACACUGGAGAAAAGCCGUUCACGUGCGAUCAGUGUGGGAAGAAUUUCCUUCAUAAAGGUUACCUUACCGAGCACAUAAAAAUCCACACUGGAGAGAAACCACACACGUGUGAUCAGUGCGGGAAAAGAUUUGCAUAUAAGGGAAACCUUACAGAUCACAUGAAAGUCCACACUGGAGAGCGGCCUUAUGCAUGCGAUCAGUGUGCGAAGAGAUUCAAACAUAAAGGAAAUCUCAUCGAACAUGUGAAGAUUCACACAGGAGAGAGGCCGUACUCCUGUGAUCAGUGCGGGAAGAAAUUUAAACUCAAGCACAUCCUCAGUGAUCACAUGAGAAUCCACACCGGAGAGAAACCCUUUACUUGUGAUAAAUGUGGGAGAAGUUACACACGAAAGCGGAAUCUUUCCGAUCAUAUGAAAAGCCACACUGGUGUAAAGCUGCACACUUGUGAUCAGUGUGGGAAGAGUUUUGUGAAGACAGGUGUUUUUAAAGUACAUCUGCGUACCCAUUCGAGAGAAAGACCGUUUAACUGUGACCAAUGCGGUAAAGAUUUUCUUAGGGCAGAUGCGCUAAAGGAUCACCUCAAAGUUCAUACACAGGAGAGGCCGUAUGUGUGCUCUUUAUGUGGGAAGGGUUUUAGACAGAUGGGCACUUUAAAAGUACACCAGAAAAGACACAGCGGUAUAAAGGAUCAUAUUUGCUCUGAGUGUGGAAAGACUUUCUUUAGAGACUCUGAACUGAAAGUGCACCAGUCAGUUCACACCGGAGAGAAACCUUUUAAGUGUUCGCACUGUGACAAGACAUUCAAACGGGCUGAGUAUAUGAAAAUGCAUGAGAGGAUUCACACUGGAGAAAAGAGAUACAACUGCGAUAUAUGUGGGAAGAGGUUCACGCAAUUAUCAACUCUCUACAGUCAUACAAAAAACGUCUGCCUGAAAUCACAAUCUGCUCCCACAGCAGAGCAGUGAAGCUCCACAGUUCUCCACCUUCACUGAAGCUCCUUCCACAGCAGUUCACCAAUAACUGCUGCAAUAUUCCCGUCAGCCUACAAGUAAAGCGGUAGUUCAUGAAAGAUCAUUAAUAACAUGAGUCUGGAGUAUGAAACAUGAAGGUAACAAAGAGCUUUCAUUUUAGAGCUGGUGGAGGAGUUUGAGAGGAGAGAGAAGCAUUGAGGAAUAUGGAGGAGACAAUCAUCACGUCAAAAGAAAAAUCUUCAAGCUGCUCUCAGAUUGAAAGUACAUUUUUUUAACUGAAAGUAGCAAAAACACAAUCCCCUACAUCUGUGUGGCUAGUCUUCGGUGUUCAGCAGCAGGUUUUUUUCUGGAUUAUAAACUCAUCCAUCCAUGGUCACUGGAAAGUUGAGUACACUAUGAAAACACCUGAGCCCUUUAAAGGAAAUGUUUGUGCCUUCACAACCAUGCCUUGUAUUUUCUGACAACGGCAAAAACAAGUAGAAAGAGUAUGAAGCUGUUUUCUAUUUAUUUAUUUAUUUAUUUUAUUUUUUAAUUUUUUGCAUUCCACCUGGCUGCCUUUCUGUUUUUUCCAUUGAACUUUUA
Messenger RNA from Danio aesculapii, 2263 nucleotides. Its product is annotated as gastrula zinc finger protein XlCGF57.1-like. Gene Ontology annotation, biological process: regulation of transcription by RNA polymerase II. The transcript has 5 exons. Lineage: Eukaryota; Metazoa; Chordata; Actinopteri; Cypriniformes; Danionidae. The record is from RefSeq and is a predicted model, not a curated record. Gene Ontology annotation, molecular function: DNA-binding transcription factor activity; RNA polymerase II cis-regulatory region sequence-specific DNA binding. The coding region runs from base 305 to 1675 and encodes 456 amino acids.